Plasmopara halstedii is the source of this 939-nucleotide messenger RNA. RefSeq lists its product as uncharacterized. NCBI's taxonomy places the organism in Eukaryota, Oomycota, Peronosporomycetes, Peronosporales, Peronosporaceae. The record is from RefSeq and is a predicted model, not a curated record. The coding region runs from base 1 to 939 and encodes 312 amino acids. The transcript has a single exon.
AUGGCACCAUUCCAAAAUUUGCCAACUGAGUCAAAAGUGGAUAAACUCAAGCCGUCAGACGGACCAACUAUGAUGACUUCCCAAGCUUCAUUCUCUGUGCCCAUGACCGGCACGCAGCCCUUCCUGGCACCCGCUUUUGCUGUACCGCGUAGUCAACAAUCACUAUCAGAAUAUCCACCACUCGUGCUCUUUGCUGCUGCAGAGCAGGCCCAGCAACAAGAGCUACAACACCAACAAAAGCUAGCAGUAAACGUUCGGUCUCUUCCACCUCCGCAGUCGUCAUUCCGGCGGCCUGUGACGCCCUCAUUGAGUCUCAAUAUUAGUCCCAGAUUGCCGUCACUUGAAGGCUUGCUGAAGCAAAUGCAGACCAAUUCGCCCACCACUUCCGCUUCACCGUCGCCGCAACACUCCCGCCCCGCCCCCGUGUCGCGCUGUUUGUCGCCUAUGCCAUUCCAGCGAUCGCUAAUUAGCCCUGACAAGAAGAAGAGCGUUUAUUAUACAGCAACAAUGCCUCACACCCCGCUUCCAAGCGUCGCUUCACUUUCAAUGCAACAGUCAGGUUCGUUGAUGGGGCCGACCUUUUCAGUGAAGAGGCGCUCGUGGUCCGACAUCUCUCCAGCUCGGAAUGUGCUAUACUCAUCCAGCUCUCAUAUAUCAACAUUCGGUGGGCACACAACGAAUCGCAGCCGCACCUCGAAAUACUGCAAAAUCGAUGGGUGUGAACGUGUUUCCCAACGAAACAAUUUGUGCCACAGCCACGGUGGUAAGCGCUUGUGCAAAGAGGAAGGUUGCUCCUCCAAGGAUCGUGGCAAUGGUUUCUGCAUUAAGCACGGAGGUGGUAAAAUUUGCUCGAUGCUUGGCUGUGAAAAGAAAGCUCGACGGAAGGGACUGUGUACGCAGCACUUCCGCGUCUCUGGUGAGCUCAUUUUAGCUGAUUAA